AACAUCGAAAUGGUGAAGCUCCUUCUGGAAUCCAACGUCGAUAUUAACGAUGGCCUGCUGCAUGCCAUUAACGAAGAGUUCGUCGAAGCCGUCGACCUGCUUUUAGACCGCGAGGAGGAAACUCACGAAUCCGGCCAACUCUACAGCUGGGAAAGAGUCGACAGGUCUUCGUCCACAUUUACUGCAGACAUAACUCCUCUGAUUUUAGCAUCCCACAAAAAUAAUUAUGAAAUCAUUAAAUUAUUAUUAGACCGAGGUGCGACUUUGCCAGUUCCACACGACGUUAAAUGUGGUUGCGAUGAAUGCGUUUGCUCCAACCAGACGGACUCUUUAAGACAUUCGCAGGCUCGCAUAAACGCUUACAGAGCUUUAACUUCGCCAUCUCUCAUUUCUUUGUCUUCGAGUGACCCUUUAUUAACAGCCUUUGAACUUUCUUGGGACUUAAGGCGACUUAGUCGGCUGGAAACCGAGUUCCGGGCCGAAUACAGCGAAAUGAAGGCGAAGGUGGAAAAAUUUGCAGCGGCUCUUUUAGACCAUGUCAAAACCUCAGAGGAACUCAUGGUUCUGUUGAACUACGACUACAGGAAUCCUAGUUGGGUUUCCGGCGAACGCCAGUCUUUAGCUAGACUUAAACUAGCCAUAAAAUAUAAGCAGAAGAUAUUUGUAGCACACCCGAACGUCCAGCAGCUUCUGGGUACCAUCUGGUACGACGGAGUACCUGGAUUCCGGCGAAAAAACCUCUUCGGACAAGUACUACAGUUGAUGAAGUUAACUAUAAUGUUUCCCAUUUACUGUGUGAUCUACAUGGUCGCACCUACCUCAAGAAUGGGACUAUUCGUAACCAAACCCUUCGUCAGAUUUAUAUGUCACUCAAGCAGUUACGUGUUCUUUUUAAUGCUGCUGGGGGCGGCAUCCCAGAGAUUGGAGCUCAUCAUUUUCGACUGGAUCGGUACUGAGUGGAUGCAGGCGGUGGUGGAAAAGUGGCAAAGCGAAGAAAGGGGGAUCGGUCUGGGGCUCGCCGAAUGGGGAGUGGUGAUAUUUGUGUCGAGCAAAAUGUGCAAAGAAAUCCGAAAGCUCUGGCACAUCGGCCUCGACCAAUACAUCUCCGACUUAUGGAACGUCGUCGACUUCAUAACAAACAUGUUCUACAUCGUAUGGUUGUCCUCCCGACUGUGCUCUCUCUACAUCACCUGGUCCGCAGAAGCAGCAGGAAAAAAUCCGUGGCGGCCCCGCGAACACUGGAACUCAUUCGAGCCCAUGCUAAUAUCCGAGGGAGCUUUCGCAGCAGGAAUGAUUUUCAGCUUCUUAAAAUUGGUUCACAUAUUCAGCGUAAAUCCACACUUGGGGCCACUUCAAAUAUCACUCGGCAGAAUGAUUAUUGACAUAGUAAAGUUCUUUUUUAUUUAUACGCUGGUCGUGUUUGCCUUCGGGUGCGGAUUGAAUCAGUUGUUGUGGUAUUACGCGGAGCUGGAGAAAAAUAAAUGCUAUCAUUUGUCGAAUGAGGCGCCGGAUUUUGAGAGUCAUGAUAAGGCGUGCACGAUUUGGAGGAGAUAUGCCAAUUUAUUUGAAACCACUCAGACCCUAUUUUGGGCGAGCUUCGGCCUUAUCGACCUAAUGUCAUUCGAACUAACCGGAAUCAAAACUUUCACACGAUUCUGGGCCUUAUUGAUGUUCGGUUCAUACUCCGUUAUUAACAUAAUAGUCCUUUUGAACAUGUUAAUAGCGAUGAUGUCCACCUCCUUCCAAAUUAUAUCCGAACGUGCAGACGUUGAGUGGAAAUUCGCUAGAAGUAGGCUCUGGAUUAAUUAUUUCGAAAACGGCGAUAUUUUACCCCCACCUUUCAACAUCCUACCCAACACCGACAUGUUUCGUAGAUUGUUUGCAACAAAACACAAACGAGUCACAAUUUCUAACAAAAUUGACGCAAAAAACCGCCACGAUGCCGUCGUACGACUUUUAAUCAAGCGGUUCGUGACUGCUGAGCAACGAAAGCGGCACGAAUUUGGCAUAACCGAAGACGACGUCAUCGAAAUCCGGCAAGACAUAUCCAGUUUGAGGUACGACAUUGUGGAUAUUUUGGGCAAAAACGGGAUGAGCACUCCGAACAUGUCCUUCGACGAAACUCAAGUUGUCGGACGAAAGGGGAAAAUGAUCGAACGCAGAAUACUGAAAGAUUUUCAAAUUGGCGUUGCCACAGAAGUCACCAAAACCAAACGCAGGUCCACUUUCAAGAAAAGGAAGAAGGACUGGAACGCGCUAGUGCGUCAAAACGCCGCUUUCGACCCCAUCGGGUCGUCGAAGAUGCUGAAAAGUCAGUCCACAUGAAAUUUGUUUAUUUAUAGGCGUGAUUAUGAUGGGGAUUAAUAAAGUCUGUGUGCCUUAUGCGACGGGCGCAGUUCUGAAGCCUUGCCAAAAGCAAUUUAUGUUUUGGGUUAUUUAUAGUUCGAUUUUAACGAAAGUUAUGUUAUUGAAAUUUAAUUAAGUUUAACCACUUUUUGGAUUCGUGAGUUGAAUUGACAUUUGUGUAAACGAUGCUGUUGCAAAUGAAAGACGAAGAUGUUGAGAAAUGAGCAUCUGUCGACGUCUGCGAUACUUUGAGAUGUUUAUUCUGAAUUUGUUCUCAUAAAAAUAUACGUUGGUGAUUCGACGGUGAGGAAUUAGUGUUGGGUUUUGUGUUAGGGUAAUUUAAAAGUUGGUUGAAGUGUGUUUCGACGAACUUUGCUUCGCCCUAAUUUAUGACUUUUUUGCAAUUUUUGU
Messenger RNA from Zophobas morio, 2757 nucleotides. RefSeq names its product transient receptor potential protein (gene trp). Gene Ontology annotation, molecular function: store-operated calcium channel activity; inositol 1,4,5 trisphosphate binding; protein binding. Gene Ontology annotation, cellular component: plasma membrane; cation channel complex. The transcript is spliced from 12 exons. Bases 10 to 2325 code for a protein of 771 amino acids. The record is from RefSeq and is a predicted model, not a curated record. Gene Ontology annotation, biological process: regulation of cytosolic calcium ion concentration; calcium ion transmembrane transport. Lineage: Eukaryota; Metazoa; Arthropoda; Insecta; Coleoptera; Tenebrionidae.